This is a messenger RNA of Anguilla anguilla (European eel), 2425 nucleotides long. RefSeq lists its product as uncharacterized. Gene Ontology annotation, cellular component: membrane raft; external side of plasma membrane. The record is from RefSeq and is a predicted model, not a curated record. Gene Ontology annotation, molecular function: MHC class II protein binding; protein tyrosine kinase binding. The coding region runs from base 164 to 1888 and encodes 574 amino acids. The transcript has 11 exons. Gene Ontology annotation, biological process: T cell activation; interleukin-15-mediated signaling pathway; positive regulation of ERK1 and ERK2 cascade. NCBI's taxonomy places the organism in Eukaryota, Metazoa, Chordata, Actinopteri, Anguilliformes, Anguillidae.
AUUUGCACACAGGCUCAAGGCAUCUCAGUGUGGUUUUGCUUGCUUGCACCCACUUGCCAGGCAAUGUGUCAGAUGAGGUACUUCCUCCAUGUUCAGCCAUUUCCUGUAAAGUAUACCUCAUAAAAAGACUAGACACCAGUAAGUGCUGCAUAGGGCAUAAGCCAUGGCAAUGGUACUGUUGUGGACCCUGUUGUGGAUAUCAGGAUACUAUCACAGACUUGCAGCUGAGACAGUGUUGGUACAGUACAAAUACUUCCUUUCUGUGGAGGGACAGGGGGUCUCUCUACUAGCCCCUGCUGAGACCAAUGGGACAGAAUUCAUCUGGGAGUGGACAUCACAUGAUGGAAGCUACACAAACACUCCAAUAAUUACUAUACAGUCCGAUGGGACGUUUUCAUGGAAUUUGUGGAAGGCGUCUAUUUCAAAACAAGGGAAGUACGGCAUUUAUCUGGAACCGGAGUUACAAAAUGCAGGAGUUUUUACUUUCAUUCAAACUAAACCAGAGAAAGUAAAAGUGGCCCAGUUUGAAGUGUUCACUGCAGAAGUGAAACCAUCUCGCUGGUCCAGUGUAAAAGAAGGUCCUGAUGUGACCCUGAGCUGUGAAGUAUCACACCUUCCAGAUUCAGCUAUUCUGGACUGGGAAAGGGACAGAGAACCUACUGCUAACACAACGCUGAUCUACAACAACACUGCCCACAUCAUCAUCCACAGUGCUGACCGAUACAGUGAGGGAACAUAUAACUGUACACUCAGAUGGAACAGAGCACUUAUUUUCAGCAUUCCCAGGACACUUCAAGUCUACGAAGGUACAUAUAGCACACAUCACACUCUGUACAGAGGGAGUUUGAACAGCAGUGAGGUGGUGCUGAUCUGCCGUUAUCCAGCCUCAUACAGAACAGCGUAUUGGCAAUGGGAGCCAUCGUCUGGGACAAAUGCAAUCCGUGUGGCCUCAGCUGAUAAAUAUAAGAAUGCUUCGAUUUCCAUGGAGAUAGAUAAAGAGAGAUUCUCAUCUGAGCGCUAUGAUGGAUCUAAUUUCCCUCUGAGAAUCUCACCAGUGAAGUUUGGAGACAGUGGAAGGUACUUCUGUUAUUUUGAACACUGGCUGAUGGCCACAGUAACGCUGGUAACUGUUCAAGUCUCAGCAGUGCCCCCUGGUGGUCUGUCCAGGAAUCAGUCAGUUGUGCUGAACUGUGAGAUAUCACAGGUGAUCCGCUCUGUGACCCUGGCCUGGCUCCGGAUGAAAGGGGGCAGGGGGGAGCUCGUAAAACAGGAGGUCCUGAGUGAUGGGCACCCAAAAAAGAUGCUCAGUCUCACCCUGCCCAUUCUAGAGAGUAGAGACCAGCUGCACUGGGCCUGUGCGGUGUUCACAGAGAGCAUGCUCAGAACACAGGUCCCCCUGCACCUCACACUGCCAGAACCCAUCACUGAACCUGAAGAGCCAAAGCCAGAUAAUGGCAGGGUGCUGGUGAUUGGUUUGGCCUGUACUGCUGCUGUGUGUGUUGGAGUGCUGUUGCUGUUAGGAGGUCUGUUGUUUCGGCGUCUGAAAACAGCAGCGGGUCCGUCCACAUUACCAGCUGAAGGGAACGGUGCAACUGAUGCAGUCUACAGUGACGUCACAGAUCUGCAGCAGGGUCAAGUGGAUGGGAAUGGUGAUUCCAGUGCAGCUGCUGCAGUCUACAGUAACGUCGCAGAGCUGAAGAAAGAUCAAGGAAACCAGGAUUCCCAUAAAGAGGAGAAUGAAAGUGAGGAGCUCCAAUACUUAAUAUUUUCCUUGUCCACUCCCAGUCUGGACCCUCACAGACAACAACGGAGGCAGUUGAACCCCCAGUCUCGUUCUGAACAAGAAGAAAAUGAUAAAGUGGUCUAUGCAAGCGUCUGCACAACGUAAUAUGGACAACUACUCAAUGAUUCAAAUGGAUAAAUGAAAGAAAAUGCCCACAUUUAAAACUUAACAUUUCAAGUCUGUUCAGUGCAACUCAAAUAGAGAUGGAAAAAGACAAUCUGCAGAUAUUUCAAAGAUCUGUUACUACGUAAAUAUGCCACUGUUGCAUUCUUUCUUGCUAAGAAGCUUUUACUAGUAUCUGAUAUUUUGAAUAUUUUGAAUAUUUUGAAUAUUUAGAUUUUGACUGUGAACAACUCAGUUGUAUUCUGGAAAAUCUAAACAUUAACAAGUUUUUUCUGUACUUUUUUUUGCAGUUUUUUGUUUAUUUUUUUGUGUUAAAAAAUGUGUACUUGUUGACUAUUUAAUGUAUGAACAGGAGGGAGUGAUAUUGUUCAAGAAAUAAGCAACAGAACAAAAAAAAAGCAACAUAUUUAUAUAUGGGGUAGCAGUGUCUGCAUAUGGUGGUGUGCUCUUCAGUGUGCUUUUAUCUGUUUUUAAGAAGUAUACUUUUUAUUUUUAAUAAUAAAGCAGCUGUGAAAGGAA